UUUCUUCUUUCAUCUCUCUCAUUGUCUUCUCACUUCCUCUCUAGUCUCUACUCCACAGUUCAACUCAACCGUCCAACUUCCAAUGGCGGCAUCACGAGCUUUGCCUCUCCUCGCACUCGCUCUAUCUCUCCUCGCCGUCGCUUCCACCGUCUCCGGCCAUAACAUCACUCAAAUCCUCUCCGAUACACCGGACUAUUCAUCAUUCAACAGCUACCUUUCCCAAACGAAACUCGACGACGAAAUCAACAGCCGCACUACCAUCACCGUCCUCGUCCUCAACAAUGCCGCGAUGUCUUCCCUCGCCGGAAAACACCCACUCUCCGUCGUCAAAAACGCUCUCAGCCUCCUCGUCCUCCUCGACUACUACGAUCCUUUGAAACUCCACCAGCUCUCUAAAGGCACAACUCUCACCACCACGCUUUACCAAACCACCGGACACGCUCCCGGAAACCUAGGGUUCGUCAACGUCACCGAUCUCAAAGGAGGCAAAGUAGGAUUCGGCUCCGCCGCUCCUGGUUCCAAGCUCGACUCAUCCUACACCAAGUCCGUUAAACAAAUCCCUUACAACAUCUCCGUCCUCGAAAUCAACGCUCCGAUCAUCGCUCCCGGAAUCUUAACCGCACCUUCUCCUUCUUCCGGCGGACUCAGCAACAUCACCGGACUUCUCGAGAAAGCCGGUUGUAAAACCUUCGCGGGUUUGCUCGUUUCGAGUGGUGUACUCAAAACAUACGUAUCCACCGUUGAAAAAGACUUGACUGUUUUUGCACCGUCCGAUGAAGCUUUUAAAGCGAAAGGUGUACCAGAUCUGACGAAGCUCACGCAAGCUGAGGUGGUCUCGCUCCUAGAGUAUCACGCCCUCGCUGAGUACAAACCUAAAGGUUCAUUAAAGACUAACAAAGACGCUAUCUCCACGUUAGCCACUAACGGCGCCGGUAAAUACGAUUUAACGACGUCAACUUCCGGCGACGAGGUUAUCCUUCACACCGGCGUUGGUCCGUCGAGACUCGCCGACACGGUCGUCGAUGAGACACCUGUCGUGAUAUUCACGGUGGAUAAUGUGCUUCUCCCCACUGAGCUUUUCGGAAAAUCUCCAUCUCCGGCGCCGGCACCGGAACCGGUGAGUGCACCGACACCGUCUCCGGCUAAGUCACCGUCUCCAGUGGAAGCACCUUCUCCGACCGCAGCUUCUCCGCCGGCACCUCCGGUGGAUGAAUCUUCGCCGGAAGAAGCUCCGUCAGACUCGCCGACAAGUUCAGAGGAGAGUAAUGCGAAAAACGCGGCGUUUCACGUGAAGGCUCCUGCUGCGUUGUUGUUCACCGCAUUGGUUGCCGCCACAUCUCUCUUGUUAUAAAAACCCUUUACAAGUUCGCGUAAUUACGGAGAGUGCCACUCUCUUCUUUUUUAGUUUUCGACGUGUUCUCUUAUUUAUUUUUUUGUGAUUCUGUUUGUUAAGACUGGGAUUAGAGUACUAGUUGUAAGGGUUUAAGUUUAAUAUUUUUUAGUAUUUAAUUUAGACUUUGGAUGAUUGUUUUGUCUUUUGUUUUGGUGUUUUAGUUUGUAGUACUGUUGAAACCUGAGAUCUUCUAAUUAACUAGUUUUGGUGUUUUGUUUUUUUU
Messenger RNA from Camelina sativa (false flax), 1616 nucleotides. NCBI's taxonomy places the organism in Eukaryota, Viridiplantae, Streptophyta, Magnoliopsida, Brassicales, Brassicaceae. The record is from RefSeq and is a predicted model, not a curated record.